AUGGAUACACAAACCAAUAAGAAAAUCGACGAGACAAGUAAGUCCUCUUCCAUCGAAACCACACACGGUGGAGCCCAAGAACUCUUAGUCAACGGCACUCAAAAGGGUGAACAGGUAGAAGGAACCGAAACUAAUGAGCAGUCUACAGCUAAUCCCCCCUCAGACGAGUUACAAGUUAACAUAACACAUCUCGAUCGCAACUAUACGGGCGGUCUUUCUUCAGAUGGCUACGAAUCAUCGCGAGCUUCCAGCGAUGUAGAGGAUAUCUUGAGAGGCCCACGAGCCUACCUGUAUAGACAUAUGUCCGAUAGCGAAUCUAGCAAAGAUUCAGAUUUCUCAUCAAUGGACGUCUCAAGCAAAUUGGACACGAUACAAUGUACCGCUUGUUCAGGGGAAACGCAUAUCUCGAAGUUGGUUCGCCUUCCUUGUGAGCAUGGAUAUUGCCCGAAGUGUCUCAACCGUAUGUUUGAGAAUGCAAUAAAAGAUGAGGGAUCAUUUCCUCCACAAUGCUGUGGGGAGGAUAUACUCAUUGAGGAUUUUGAAAACAUACUUGAUGCUGGGAUCAUAGCCCGUUUCCGAGAAAAGGAGGACGAGUACACUUCAUCAGAUCGGACUUACUGUCAUCGACCAGUAUGCGCCGCCUACAUUCCACUCAAAUUACAUAUCAAAGGAGUUGCGGUUUGUGAUAAAUGCCAUGAAGAAACUUGUGUGGCAUGUAAGGGUGCUUCGCAUUAUGGGCAGUGUCCGGAGGACCCACUGCUUGAAGAGGUCAUGAAGCUCGCCGAAAAAAUGCGUUGGCAGCGCUGUCAAAACUGCAAGGCCCUCGUUGAGCUGAGAGCUGGAUGCAACCAUAUAACGUGUCGAUGUAAAUACGAGUUUUGUUACUUAUGUGGUGCGGUGUGGAAAAGUUGUGGAUGUCCGCAAAUGCAGCAGGAAGAACUAGAUCAAACAGAUCGGCAACGACGACUUCGACGUGGCGACCGAUACUGGCGACGAUUUCAUGAGCCUGUGCUAUAUCGGUUUUAA
Molecule: messenger RNA, 1026 nt
Organism: Annulohypoxylon maeteangense
Lineage: Eukaryota; Fungi; Ascomycota; Sordariomycetes; Xylariales; Hypoxylaceae
Exons: 2
Coding region: 1-1026 (341 amino acids)
Biological process (GO): protein polyubiquitination; ubiquitin-dependent protein catabolic process; positive regulation of proteasomal ubiquitin-dependent protein catabolic process
Cellular component (GO): ubiquitin ligase complex; cytoplasm
Molecular function (GO): zinc ion binding; ubiquitin protein ligase activity; ubiquitin conjugating enzyme binding
Source: RefSeq, a predicted model, not a curated record